UGAGAUUCUGCGAGAGUGUGCAUUGGAAACAAGAGAAUUGUUUGAAAAUGUCGGACAAGCAAAGAGCUAUCCCAAUCAACAACAAUUUCGGGAGGAAUCUGUUUACACACAGUACUCCAAGCAAGAAGAGUAAGUCAAUCAGAAUUCCCGAGUACUCCCGAUCUCACCCAAUCGUCCCGAAGCUGUACGUGCCAGAAUGGAAGACAGACAUGCAGAAUCGGUCUAUAAUCACCGAGAACGCCACGCUGGGAGGCAUCCCGAACUACGAGCACGAUGAGAACCUCUUCCUGGAGAAGCGGGAACAGAUGCACUACAACGUGGAAGACUGGACGCGCGUUGAGGAGAAGAUCAACAUCCCUCCCCGUGCUGAGCUCCUGCGGCCAAACUUCCACCACGAGACCUCUCGCUACCAGAGUGAGCUGAUGAUGAGGAGGGACGACAAUGCUGUGUGAAAAGACUUUAGUAUUUAUUUGGUAGCUAGCUGAAAAUUUCACUGUACAAAUAUCACUAGUUUAGUUGUGAACGCUACAAAAGAUCAUUUUACCACCCAAUAAAUGGACUUCCAUCAUGGUCCAUCCAAUACAAAUGCACAAUAAUUUAUUUUUUAACUUCAACUCCUUUUCGGCGGGGGAAAAAAAUCUCGAUGACUCAGUACAAGAAGAAAGUGACUAAAUAUGGUAAAGUCAUCCAUAUAUGAUAUAUCAUUGAAGUAACAAACGUCCCCCAGAGAACUAAGUAAACUAAUGUGUGCUCAGAGGAAGUAAUGUGAGUGCAGUGCUUGCCCUAAUUUCUUUCAAUCAGUAUUAUUUCACAUUCUGUAAAUAAAUUAUGUGUAUACUCUA
Molecule: messenger RNA, 842 nt
Organism: Aplysia californica (California sea hare)
Lineage: Eukaryota; Metazoa; Mollusca; Gastropoda; Aplysiida; Aplysiidae
Exons: 4
Coding region: 48-452 (134 amino acids)
Source: RefSeq, a predicted model, not a curated record